UCUCUCUCUCUCUCUCUCUCUCUCUCUCUCUCUCUCUUCAAUCACCACCCACAUUUCUGUGUCUUCUCUGCUGCCUUUGCCUUUGGCUUUGGCUUUUCAAGGGAAAAAUGACAGAAUCAAAACAAGAUACACCCUUGUUAGCGCCAUCGUCGUCGCGGAUCCUUCCAGAUUUCAAGAAAUCAGUGAAAUUGAAGUAUGUGAAGCUUGGUUAUCAUUACCUAAUCACUCAUGGCAUGUACCUCUUUCUUUCACCACUUGUGGUGUUAAUUGCAGCUCAGUUAUCAACUUUCUCCCUCAAUGAUAUCUAUGAUAUCUGGGAAAAUCUGCAGUACAAUCUGGUAUCCGUUAUUAUUUGCUCGACUCUCCUUGUGUUUUUAUCGACCUUUUACUUUAUGACUCGUCCUAGGCCAGUCUACCUUGUCAAUUUCUCGUGUUACAAGCCGGAAGAGUCUCGCAAAUGCACUAAAAGGAUAUUUAUGGAUCACUCGAGGGCGAGUGGUUUCUUCACGGAGGAGAAUCUUGAUUUCCAGCGAAAGAUCCUUGAGAGAUCUGGUCUUGGAGAAAACACUUACCUACCAGAAGCUGUUCUAAGCAUUCCUCCCAAUCCUUCAAUGAAAGAAGCUAGGAAAGAAGCGGAGGCAGUUAUGUUUGGCGCUAUCGAUGAGCUGUUUUCGAAGACAACGGUAAAGCCUAAAGACAUUGGAAUUCUGAUUGUGAAUUGUAGUCUUUUUUGUCCAACUCCGUCACUCUCUGCAAUGAUCAUCAAUCACUAUAAGCUGAGAGGUAACAUAAUGAGUUACAAUCUUGGUGGGAUGGGAUGCAGUGCUGGGAUUAUUUCAAUUGAUCUUGCUAAAGAGCUUCUCCAGGUCCAUCCUAACUCGUAUGCGUUGGUUGUUAGCAUGGAGAACAUCACAUUGAAUUGGUAUCCUGGGAACGAUCGAUCCAAGCUUGUUUCGAAUUGUUUGUUUCGUAUGGGAGGGGCUGCAAUUCUACUUUCCAACAGGAGCUCUGAUAGGAGAAGAUCCAAAUACCGAUUGGUCCACACCGUUCGCACUAACAAGGGUGCUGAUGACAAGUGCUUCAGCUGCGUUACACAAGAAGAAGACGACAAUGGCAAAGUUGGUGUUACUUUAUCAAAAGAUCUUAUGGCCGUUGCAGGUGAUGCCUUGAAAACAAACAUUACCACGUUGGGGCCACUUGUCCUUCCAACGUCUGAACAGCUGCUGUUCUUCGCUACGUUAGUUGGAAAGAAACUCUUCAAGAUGAAGAUCAAGCCUUAUAUUCCAGAUUUCAAGCUAGCUUUCGAACAUUUCUGCAUUCAUGCCGGUGGAAGAGCUGUUUUAGAUGAGCUAGAGAAAAACUUGAAGCUGUCUCCAUGGCAUAUGGAGCCGUCAAGAAUGACACUUUAUCGUUUUGGAAACACCUCGAGCAGUUCGCUUUGGUACGAAUUGGCUUACACGGAAGCCAAGGGAAGGAUCAAGAAAGGAGAUAGAACAUGGCAAAUAGCAUUUGGUUCUGGAUUCAAGUGCAACAGCGCAGUAUGGAAGGCUCUAAGGACAAUCAAUCCUGCAAAAGAGAAGAACCCUUGGAUCGAUGAGAUCCACCAGUUUCCGGUUGAUGUUCCAAGAAUUUCUGCCAUCUAAAUGAUGUGGUUUAAAAUUAUUAUUUUUUGUAUGUAUCAACAUUAGGUGGUAGCUGUUGAACUGAUGGAACUGGAUGAGUUUUAGGUCUUUGCUUUAAAAGUUAGAUUUGGUUAAUUCGAUAUAGUCAAGUUCUGGUCAUGAGGUUUGGUGUGCUGAGUUUCGCAGAAAUUUAUUUCCCUGUGGUAGUGAUGUAUGUUAUUGUAUCUGAAAUGUAAUCCAUGAUUUGCUUGGUAACCAUUGCAGCUAUGCAUUACACAUUCUUUCUAUUGAAAUGGAAGUUCCAUUAACAAAGAAGUGAUUUCCCA
Medicago truncatula (barrel medic) is the source of this 1948-nucleotide messenger RNA. Its product is annotated as 3-ketoacyl-CoA synthase 11. Gene Ontology annotation, molecular function: acyltransferase activity, transferring groups other than amino-acyl groups. The transcript has 3 exons. The record is from RefSeq and is a predicted model, not a curated record. The coding region runs from base 108 to 1643 and encodes 511 amino acids. Lineage: Eukaryota; Viridiplantae; Streptophyta; Magnoliopsida; Fabales; Fabaceae. Gene Ontology annotation, cellular component: membrane. Gene Ontology annotation, biological process: fatty acid biosynthetic process.